Molecule: messenger RNA, 3921 nt
Organism: Kickxella alabastrina
Lineage: Eukaryota; Fungi; Kickxellomycota; Kickxellomycetes; Kickxellales; Kickxellaceae
Exons: 1
Coding region: 243-3842 (1199 amino acids)
Biological process (GO): potassium ion transmembrane transport; stabilization of membrane potential
Cellular component (GO): membrane
Molecular function (GO): potassium ion leak channel activity
Source: RefSeq, a predicted model, not a curated record
CUCAGACCUAUAAAGCAGCAUUGUCGCGCCUUGGUUAACAAGCAUGUGCCUCGAUCACCUAUCUUGCUUUUUUUCCUCCACAACCCUUCAUUGUCCAAUUUCUUGUUUUUUUGCUCUCCACUUUUUAUUACUUUUUUGACAGGCUUGCCCUUUUUUAUUUGAGAGGCUAAAUUUUUUGCUUUUCAAUCUUUCAAUAUUUAUAUCUGUUUUAGUGUUAUUACCUGCUUGCAACAUAUUGCCGCAUGCAGGACACACAAAAAUCCGGCUCAAGCAACCGUCGGGAUCCCGAAAACAUUGAAAACGCAGAUGUGAGUGCAGAAGAGCACACUGACCCUCGUGAGGGCUGUGGCGAUAAUGGCGACAAUAUUGAAAACAGUCAUAACGGCAGUAACCAAGGUAGUGAUGGUGAACUCCGGAAUCCAGUCGUCACCUUUGUAGGUCUGUCGCAAAGGUCGUCCGCCAACUCUCCUUCUACCGACAGAAUCCCUGGCAUGGCUGUGGGCGAUGUCAUGGCUUGCGCACACGACCCUCCUGAGCAGCAUCCGUCGGCAACUCAGCUGCCAGUCGCGGAUGAGGGUGCCCGUAUGAGAAUAUUCGGUCGGCAUAGCCGACACAAGGCACAGCGGCAACAGCAGGCUGAUACACUGAAUUUGUCAAAGUCGUACUCGACGCUGGAGCGCCUGCGAUCUGAUAUUCGAGAAACGCUGUCAUCCGGCCCCCCACCAGUCAACACCCCCAUUGGUACCAUGCCCGACGCGCAGCACAGCAUGGUCCCACCGCUUUCUGUUGGUACAGGACAACACGGCGAUGUCCCCAUUUCGCCGCAGCAAAGCAUCCAUGCCCACUGGUCGGCUAGUGUGAACCAGUAUCAAUACCAGCAGCCAGAAAUUGCAGCCGAACAGUUGCGCACAUUCCGCAGGCGGUACAGGCGUCGAUCAGAUACAUCCACAAGCAGCGCAAGUGGAAGUGAGAGUAGCAGCAGUGAAAGCAGCAGCAGCAACGACAAUGAUAGCGACAGCAGCAUCUCAGACGCGCCUGACCCCAGGUCGCUAACUACUGGGAUGAACUCCCCGAUGGAGGCCGCUUGGUUCGAGCGAGCGCGGACAUUCUCAGUGCGCAAUGGGCACAGUCAAGCAGAUGCGAACCACAGCACCCUGCACCGGAUGACAGGCUCAGCCCUUUCGCUCCCGCGGGUAACAACUGUCGCGUCAGCCAGGGAAAAGGAUGGCCUUCGGAACCGCAUGGCUUUUGGAAGCGACGAUGGCAACGACAUGCCGGCUCUGGGCCUGGGCCCCGAGAUGACAAACGACUUGCGCAACAUCCAGUUGACUUUUAGCCGCCAGUCGGUAAACAAACAAAAGGCCAGCCCGCUGAAGCACCUCAUCAGGUCCAAGCACAACUUCCGCGCGCUAGUCUCUUAUGGCGGAUACUUGAUUCCUAUCAACGUGUUGCUCAACGUCAUUCUUCUGGGACGCGGCUGGAUGCAGUACAAUGAGGAAGACGCCGAAGGCAAUAGGGUGAGGGUAGAAAAUCCCAGCGCAUACCUGAUUACGUCCAUCAUGUCGCUUGUGCUCAUUGUGGGAAGUGGCGUCUGCUUUAUCCUGCGUUGCCUCGAGUACAGCGUGGUGAUCACCACCAUGACAUCCAUUUUCGCAAACUUUGUCAAUGCCGCUCUGAUCAUUGCCAGCGCCAUCUUCUACCUGAACAAUGAGCGGCCCAAGCACCCAAACGCCCAGCUAACCGGAGAAUAUUACUGCUCAUACGCAGGCGCGGCGGUCGGUCUGCUAAACGCCACACUGCUACUUCUAGAUUUGCUUGUCACCCCUGGAUUUCGGUUUCGCGGCUCAGGAAUGUCUCGCCAGCAACGCUUGCUCCAGUUCAACAUCAUCGUCAUUGUCGUCUGGAUUGGCAUCGGCGGGUACGCGUGGUCAAAGAUUGAGGGCUGGGACACAAUCACCAGCGUCAUGUUUUGCAUGGUCACAGUCACAACCAUCGGCUUUGGCAAUAAGUCGCCGUCUCCUGGCUACUCGCGCAUCUUGCAGCUAAUCUACGGCCCGCUGGGGAUAUUGCUGUUUGGUCUGAUGCUCUUAAACACCCGCGAUGUUGUUAUUCAAAUCACUCGCCGAAAGAUCCGUCUGGCCAAGCGUGACUUUGAGGCCAAGCGCAAGAAGUUCGAGCAAGAUGUGGCGCUCAACCAAGUCAAGCGGCGACUGGCAGCCCGUCUGCCGCAGCGCACCUGGAAAGCCACUCUGAUUGACCUCAAGAGCCGCAUAUUGUUUUCGCGGAGCCACCGCUUGCGCAUUGGCAUCCCGAACUGGCUGCGCAAAAAGUUUGACGAAGAGACCGUUGCCGCGGGCGACUGUGAUUUGGAGGUAGGCAAGCACUUGAACGAAGCUGGCAAGCCGGAAAAUGUCUCGCAGCCGCACGAAACUUUGUCUUUAGAUCCGGUCAUGCAGGCCGAGCAGACGAGUGCAAGGGGAAUGGACUCUCCCAUGUCUGCAACGCGUGACGGGCCUGCCCAGUUGCAGGGGCAAGGAGGCAUCUCCGAACAGCAUGCAGAGCCGACCCCGUUGCCUAUGCUGCGGACCUACACUGCCGCGUCGCGAAUUUCGCAGAUCCGUGAUGCCCUGUCUCAUCAAAGUGCAUGGCAGCGCUUUUAUCGUCGCAUUUUGUACGGCGGUCGCAAGCGCGGCGAAGAUGAGGAUGGCGAUGAUAUGGUGGACGAAGAAAGCGACAGUGAUCAUGGCGGCAAUGACAGCGACGAUAGGAGUCAUCGCAGACAUCGCAGAUAUGAGAACAGCGUGCUCAGCAACGACGAUGAGGACAGCGACUAUUGCAAUAACUUGCAUGCCGAUCAGACGCUGCAGCCCGAGAGCGGCGAUAUGGACGGGAACACAGACAGGCGCUUUAAGCGUGUGAUGUCCAUGGCAUCUGCCGUCGGCACCAAGGUCAAGGACAAAGCCUGGAAAAGGGACAAGGGCAAGCUUGACCAGAGACGCAAGGCGCCUGAAGGGCUCUCUGACCCCGCGAAGUACCUUUUCACCGCCAUACUCAUCAACAUAUGCUUCUGGUGCGCGUCUGCUAGUAUUUUCUAUGCAGUCGAGCGCAGGCAUUGGUCCUACUUUGACGCAUUGUACUUUUGCUAUGUGGCCUACACGACCAUCGGCUACGGCGAUACCGUUCCGAGCACUACAGAGGGAAACAUUGUUUUCAUCUGCCUCAUCUUUGUUGCCGUUGCGCUGGAGACGUUCCUCGUGGUGUCCGCGGUCAACUACUUCACGCAGCUGAUUAACAGAACCAUGCGGCGCACCAGGGUGCAGAAGCGCAUCACUAAGAGGCAGAAGAGUCUUGUCGCCUACGAAAUCCGCCGCCAUAUCAAGCAUCCCAACUACAAUCCAUUCGGUGUCGGCGAGGAGGAUCGUAUGGUGCAGCUUGGUCUCAGCAGGUUGAAGCGGGGCCUGAAGCACGCGGGCAACAUCAUCCGAGGCAAAAAGUCUGCCAAGCAUCUCUUCUCCUCUCAGCGAACUGUCGGCCAGCGCCAGCGCGAUGAGUCGCUCACGGAGGGCUUUAUCAGACAUACGACCGGAAUGGGCGGAUUCAACCCAUCCGGGUGGCAGCCACCAUCGCCGCAAGUUUCACCCAACUUUGCGCCAUCGAUCGUCCAGGAAUACUCGAUGUCACCGCAGCCAACACCGGCUUCUCACUCGUCGGAUGCGGAGAUGUCGACAACUAAUGACGUGGGGUUGUCCAAGUCGGAGACGUAUGGACAUAGCACUACUCCCACCAAGCCUGAGUUCGAUUCCAGGUCCAAUUCGGAUCCCCAGAUAUCCAAAAACGCUUAGUGCGAGCGCCAUGUUUAGAGCAGCGUUAUUUUUUCCAUACACCAUGCACCAUGCACCAUACAUCUUUUCAUUUAAUUGU